UGUGACCCUCCGUCCUCUCUGCUUCCCCCCACCCCCCAUCCAUUCUCCGACCUCAGUGAGUAGCUGGCCUGUGGCUCCACAGCACCCUGGGGGGGGAGAGGCUAGGCAGUCUGUGGGUGAGACUGUGCUUCUUAGCAGUCAGUGAAGGCAGAGAAACCAGAGCCUCUUUUAGCUGGGACAUUCCUCCCUCUCCUGGUGUUCCCAGCCACCCAGGUCAAGGGGAUCAGGAGGCAUGGACACAGGGACAAAGAGCCCUGUGUUGAUGGCUGCUCUUGCUGGGGGAGGGUAUGUCCGGCUGGGCCUGUGGGGUCAGGAUCCCAUGCCUGAGAGGUCACUUGCCCCAGAGCUGCCUCUCCCACGCUCGCUGUCCUCAGAACACCCACUUUCUUUCAGCCAGUGGGGAUGGGAUUUACAGGCCUCUGCAGCCAGCCUCCGUCCACACUCCACUUUGUUCUCCCGGGGCCUGAGUCCCCAAAGCUUGGUUUGUGGGAAACCCAACCUGCCAGGCCCUUGGCCCAUCAGCAGGAAGUGUCCCACCUUCCCCUCCCAGGCUUUCCGGGCCCAGCAGUCCACGGUGUUUUAUUUAGAAGAUGUAUUGCUUUGAUAGGGCUUCAUACUGACAGAACCCUCCAGUAGCUGCUGACUUUAGCUCCGUGUGUGUCAGCCAGAGACCUCUGGGGCGCAGCUUGGGGAAUAUGAGAAGGGAGCCAGGCCGUCUCUCCAUUCUUGGCCCAGAAAGGUGCCUCCUGCCUCUCUUCAGCUGUACUCUUGCUUGGAGCUCAGAGGCGGGAGACCAGGAGCUGGCGCAGUCCGGACUUGUAAACCUUGUUGCCUGGUUCUGAGCAGUGGCAAAGCAAGUCGGGACCGGCAUUGGCUGUGCUGGUGUUCAUCCCAGGACAAUGCGGUUGCUUCCUUAGACUGUGUAGCCCAGUGCCACUCAAGGAAAAGCCACACUGCUUCUUGCUGAGCACUAGAGUGGGGACUUUCCGAUAAAGGAAAGCAGGAAUGAGCUGGGUGGGAUGGCCCGGUGGGUAGUGCGUGGAGCUGGUGCCUGUGGCCAGCUUCCCCUGGGUUUGCACCUCAUUGUAAAUCUCCAACAUGCUUACUCUGGGUGACUUUGUGAGCAUGACUCUGUGGCUGGUCUCUGAUGCCUGGGUCUCCUAAGGUGCGAAGGAACCCAGACCAGUGCAGACAAGCAUUUCCGGGCUUGGAGCCUUUCCAGAGACCCUGUGCCUUAGUGUUGCACAGGUGUAAGAUGGCGGUUCUCAGAGCACUAGGCCACACCUGCCCCUUGCUCACCUUUCCCCGUUUUUUCUCUCUUCCCCUUUGUCUUUCUCCUCUAGACUAGCACUUCUGCUGUGCUGCUGAACUCCCAGGGGCUGCUGCCCGGCUCUUCUCCAUCCCCGCCCCUCACCCUCCUUCAUCCUCCUCUUCCUCCCACUAACUCCUCCCCUGGAGACCACACCCCAGAGGCCCUCUACACAGAAGGCAGUAGUCAGGUCCUUUUAACUUCUGUGGCUCCCAGAUGGCUUUGUUUGGGUAGUCCUGAGGACACGUCUGACACUCAAAACUCAAGGUAUCCUUCUGCUGCGGCUUCUCGACAGUCACGUGGUGUGAAGAGCCAGGCUCAAGUUAGGUGUGGCCUGAUGGGCGCUGUGGGUCCCCCCUCUAGGACUCCCCCAUGCCACAUUCCAUACCCUGCAAGGAGCACAGGGUCCCCGGGGCCACUGGCCAACCAUGUGUUUUCAGAGGAGACUGUGGCUCCCAUUUGGGGACGGCCACAGGCUCUGACAGCAUCCAGGCCUGAGAGUCCCCACGGAGUGACUUACAGCUUUCAGAAAGGGCUUGAGCCACCCGCUGUGGCAUUAGAUAGGCAAGAUAUCCUUCCUGACACCUGGGCUCUCACCAAGGAGUGUGCCCUGCAGGAGAGGGCACAGUCAGAACCAGAGGGCCUGGGAAGCACUUGUCCUGCUGCAGGGGACAAGGAGCAGCUCCGUGGGAAGACUCCCCAGAAGGGAAGCCUUGGGGGACCCACUGAGGCACUCGGGAGCCCAGGGAACCCAGAAGGUACCACCGAAGCCACUCUGGAGGCCAGGAAGGAGCAGCCGGAGCCUUCUCAUGCCAUGGCCGUGGGGACACCCAGCGUCUCGGAGAGGAUUUCCACCUCCGGCCAGGCAGGCACCAGCUUGUGUGGUCACUAGGCAUGGCUCUGGCAGGACUUGAGUGUGGGCCACUCCUUGCUAACUGCAUGCUGCCCUUACAAAUGCCUUCCUGGGCAGAGAGUGCCAAAGGAUGAUGGUCCUAAAGAUAUGCUUGGCGGUGAGCCUGUGGGGCCAGCCUUGUGUCUAGUGAUGUUCGAUCUCCUGCUUAAGAUGUCCCUUAGAGGAGCUGACCCGGCAUCUCAGUGUACAGAACGGUUAGAUGCGUGGAUUUGGGAACUACAGAGAUCCACACAGCACUCUGGCAGCUCUCACUCCCUAUGUCUACUUGGGGAACCACCCAGAGGCUCAGCUUUCCCCUCUUUAAAAUGGGAGCACUAAUAGCACACUGUCCCAAGGUCACGCAGAGGGUUGGCUGAGAUAAGUCCUGGAAAGUGGAAACAACCCAGUCCAUGGUUUUUCUUCCCUCCGCUCCUGGCUGUCCGUCCUGCCUUUGCCUCCUCAGUGCUGGGACUCUAGCUGUGUGCCACCAUGCCGGGCUCUUCCUUGUUUCUCGUAGGAUUCUGACUUUACGCCUUCAUCCCAAACCGUUUCCGCCAACAGUACAAAUGAGUAAGCUUUAAUGCGUACUAUAAACUACGUACAAACACUGGCUAAAAGAUGUAAAGAAAAGAGAAGCCUCCAUCUUUCUACUUAAGUAGUGAGGAGAGAGGCGAGGGAGGGGUGAGAACAUCAGAUGACUACUGUGUGACCCCAAGUGUGAGCCAGGAGAGCCCCGCUGGCUCCGGCUAAGGAGAGAGUAUCCUAUGAGUAUUUUGUCCACGGUUAGAGAUUGACUUGUGAGUGAGCGCUAGGCCGUAGGACCCUUGACAGCCCUGUCUGCUUCCUGCUUUCACCUGUCUCAGGUGGCUUCUUGGUUGUUCUGCUUUGACUUCUUGUGACCCCUGGUGUGGCCCAAGUGGCGGCGUCCCACCUUCCCUGAAAUAGGAUUGGUGACGGCUGCUUUGUCCUCCUCCCCCAGAUCCGCUCUGUGAUCAGGAGGAGCCGGGAGACGGGCCACGUGCACCCCAUGUCCCGGGAGCCCUCCCCUCGCCGCAGGCUGGACCCUGCCAGCCUGAGCAGGAACCCAUCCCAGGAGCAGCUCAUUGCCGAGCUGCAGGGCCGGCUGGGCAUCCAGCUGGCGGCCGAGGAGGUGGCAGGGGCCCCCGAGCAGGACUGGCUGACGGAAGGCGUUGUUAUCACCGUGCAGCCACGUGGGAGGCAGGCCGGGGGGCAGCUGGUAGAGAAGGUUGUCUACCCUCCUGACUCUCCCAUUCCCCUGAGAAGAACCAUCUCUGUUGUGGCUCCUUCUCCCCCUGCCCCUUUGCUCCAGGAUCACCCCGACCCUUCGACUGGCAGCUCUCCUCUCCCACCCAGCCUGCCCACUCCCUCCUGGCCAGGGCCCUUGGCUGCUGCUUCUGCUCCAUCUUCUGGGGUCCAGACUGAAGGGGGGAAGUCCCCAGAGGAGGGUGGGCGUGGCCCUCCUGGUCUCAUCUCCGUGCCCCACACUGUGAGGUCUGUGGGCUGCCAGACCAAUGAGGACCCACUCUUCUGCCCGAUGCAGGCCGGCCUCCUGGCACCUUGCCCUGCCCGUGCCCUGUCUCGUCCCAAGCCACCUCCCAACUCCGAGGAUGCUGCAGAGGUGUGCACUCAUGCAGGCACGGAGGGCUCCGUCCUCCAUCCUCAACCCAGACAGUAAUUGGAGUCCUUCCUUAGGGUCUGCCUGACCCUGGUAUCUAGGCAGCAUUUCAGUAAAUCACACACACACACACACACACACCCGCCCAUUCCCUUGGGUUCGUCAGCUGAGGAGGCCAUUUCCACACUGGAAACUAUGAACCAUCUCUGCCCUUGUUGGCCUGGGCCUGCCAUUGUCAGGGCCUCCAUGUCUACCCCUUCCCCCUCUCCCUCCCCUUCUUUUCCUAGGCUUCCUCUCUCAGGUUCUCUCUCUCUCCCUCCCGAAUCUCUUCACCUCCACUCCCAACCCCCUCUUGUUUUCUGCCAUUGCCAGUAGGGAGAACUCCUCUAACUUUGUGUGAUAAUCCAGUGGCGAGGCCUCUCCAUCUCGGUUUUUAAACAAUGCUUUCUCCUCUUCUCCUCUCUUUGCC
Mus caroli (Ryukyu mouse) is the source of this 4306-nucleotide messenger RNA. The record is from RefSeq and is a predicted model, not a curated record. NCBI's taxonomy places the organism in Eukaryota, Metazoa, Chordata, Mammalia, Rodentia, Muridae.